UAUAAAACAAGGAAAACUGAAUAGGUGCAUACAUCGACACACGUAGGAUCGUGCGUCACGGAAACCUGUAUUUAAAUAAGCCAAGAGUCGAAAUGAUUCACUCUGCAAAAUGUUUUUACCGCUAUACACGGUUGCCGCGUUAGUAAAUAUUAUCGCGAAGGCAAAUAAUUAUAAUAUCAACACCGCUUACAACCCUGACUUUGAUAUAAGAGUGAAACGUUAUGUAAACAACGACAGAAUCAACAAAAUUGAUAUUAGUCGUGAUGUGAAUGUGAAUUAUGUGAAGAAUAUUGAUAAAAAACAUGAACACAAAUAUGUUGACGGUGUUAACGAAGAUUCCGAACCAGUAAACGUAUAUAUUGACGAGGAUAAACAGGAAAAUGAUUUCAAUAAGGAAAUUGGAAUUGAUUCCAAUAAACAGAUAGUGCCAAAAGGAUAUGGUGUUAAUAAAUUAAAUAGUGGUUUUAAGGAUAAUUAUGAUAUUUCAACUAAACAAUUUUCCAUUGUAAAUGAGUUAAUAAGUCCAAAUGAAAUUUACCACAAUACGCCGAUAUUAAACAAUAAAUACAUUCAAAUAAUAAACAAUGACCAAAUGAAAGAAAAAAAUUAUGAGAGACACAAAAGAAGUUACUAUUUACCAAUCUAUAUGCCUGUUACAGAUGGUAAGGUCAAUGCAACGAAAAAACAAAAUAAAACAAUUGUUCCUUAUUAUCAAUUAAGCGAUACUAUAAUACCAAACUAUAAUCAUAAAAAUAAUAACAGUAAUAUUGGACAGCCAAUUCCGAUGGAGAAAAACAAUACCUUUUUCAUAAAGAAUCACACAAAAUAUGAUAACUCAUCUUCAAAUAGCCGGGGGUCAAACAUAUUUCCGGAUUUAUCUACAAAAAACUAUACAAAUUCUAUAAAUAACACCACGAAUUUACCAACGACUCAAAAUCCAUUAAACUCAACAACUGAGGAAAUUAAUUCUAAUGAAAUGUAUGAGGACUACGAUAAUGGAGGAAAUUUCGUUUGGACUGUACCGAAAAAGGUAGACAUUUAUCAACCCACUCCUAAAGUAGACAAAAAACCAACGGACACUCAAAAAAAUAAAACAAAAGGAGAAAAGCAACUAGAAAUUAACUUUAAUACUGCAAAUAAAUCAUCCACACUUGAAAGGAAGAACGAUACUAAAUCUCAAUUUAAUAACACGAAAUCCCUCUCAGGUAAUUCUUCGGAGGGGGACGUUAAAGAAAUUAAACAAACCAAAGAUAUAUUUAAUCAGAAAGAUAACCAUUACCGAGUUACCCGCGCUACGAAACCACAAAAAGAGUUAGAUUUCGAACUAGAUUAUGAAAAUUAUGGUGACUUCAUCGUGCACAGAAGACCCAAGCCCGUAGCACCUAAGAAACAAGGAAAACCGUUGAACAAAGACAAAAAAAAUAAUAAUACACCACGACCUAAAGAUGACAAAAAUAAUUCUACUCCGCGCCCACCUUCUACACCACGUAAUGAUCCUAAAAAUAAAACUAAUAAACCACGACCAGUUAAAACAGCAACAAAGGAUAAUAAAAAACAUUCAAGUGCUGAGUCCAGUGAAUCCAACGUAAGCGUCGAGAGAACUAAAAUUUCAUUGAAAAACAACGAUUUUAACUUGUUCAGUCGCUGGCAUAGUAUUGGUCGUAAGAAGCGAAGUUACUAUUUGCCCAUUCCUGAUGACGAAGACGACACCAGAAAGACUAAUGUCAGAGGACGCAAACCAAAUCGUGGUUAUUAUCCCUUGAGCGAUACACACGUACCAGUUUACACUGAUGGAUACGAUAUAAGCAAUUUCGAAGGAGACGUGAGGCCUUACCCAAAAAAGAAUGCCUGGACUACACCACCACCAAAACGUUACAAUGAAAGAACACGUGAUGAUGAGUAUGAAGUACGACCCAAAAAUAGUCGUCCAACAAAUAAAAAUCGCAACCAUCGAAUUGAACCAUCGCCAUCCCAACGCGACGAGUACAAAUCAGAUGAAGGUAUCGUCAGUUCUUUAUGGAAAUCAACCAAAUCCAUUUUCGGCAGAAAGCGACGAAGCAUUGACAAUGUUCCAUCGCACACAGCGCCAAUUCGCAAACGAAAAAGCGUCUCCGAUUUUUUCUACAACAUCAUUGACAAGUAAACACGGAGCGCUCGGAACUCAUAGAUUUUAAUGGUAAUUGGAACGGUAACGAAAACACACAUAUGAACUAUCAACUGCCUUAUGUGUCUGAUGAAUACCUUCAUAAUGGGCAAAAUAUGAAUCCAAAUGAAAAUUUAAUACCUGUUGCUACCACGGAGACUAACACGAAUAAUGUUAAUACUGAACAGGUAACACCAAAUACAGAAAAGAUAGAUGCAACGUCAGAAGGAACGCUGCAAGCUACAUGUUUUAUGUGCAGUUACGCAACAUGCCCGAUAAAUCAUAUACGAAAAGGAUUUUACUGUAUUCGGAUUAAGCGUUGAUUUUGUAUUAAACGAUAAAAAUU
Messenger RNA from Colias croceus (clouded yellow), 2489 nucleotides. Its product is annotated as probable cyclin-dependent serine/threonine-protein kinase DDB_G0292550. NCBI's taxonomy places the organism in Eukaryota, Metazoa, Arthropoda, Insecta, Lepidoptera, Pieridae. The transcript has 2 exons. The coding region runs from base 110 to 2143 and encodes 677 amino acids. The record is from RefSeq and is a predicted model, not a curated record.